This is a messenger RNA of Coregonus sp. 'balchen', 10508 nucleotides long. NCBI's taxonomy places the organism in Eukaryota, Metazoa, Chordata, Actinopteri, Salmoniformes, Salmonidae. The record is from the annotation of a GenBank genome assembly.
GACCUGCCAAAGCCCAAGACGACGGAGGUUCUGCAGAAGGGGGUGGAGUCAGUCCAGGAGUACUCGGCGUCCGAGGAGCGGGAGGAGGGGCGGCGUUGGAGAGUGUUCCGUAUAGGAGACCAGGAACACAAAGUCGACAUGAAGGCAAUAGAACCCUACAAGAGGGUCAUCAGCCACGGAGGUCAGACCAUAACCUUUAACCCCUGACCCUAACCCAUAACCCUAGUCCUACAAGAGGGUCAUCAGCCACGGAGGUCAGACCAUAACCUUUAACCCCUGACCCUAACCCAUAACCCUAACCCAUAACCCUAGUCCUACAAGAGGGUCAUCAGCCGCGGAGGUCAGACCAUAACCUUUAACCCCUGACCCUAACCCCUGACCCUAACCCAUAACCCUAGUCCUACAAGAGGGUCAUCAGCCACGGAGGUCAGACCAUAACCUUAACCCCUGACCCUAACCCAUAACCCUAGUCCUACAAGAGGGUCAUCAGCCACGGAGGUCAGACCAUAACCUUUAACCCCUGACCCUAACCCAUAACCCUAGUCCUACAAGAGGGUCAUCAGCCACGGAGGUCAGACCAUAACCUUAACCCCUGACCCUAACCCAUAACCCUAGUCCUACAAGAGGGUCAUCAGCCACGGAGGUCAGACCAUAACCUUUAACCCCUGACCCUAACCCAUAACCCCUAGUCCUACAAGAGGGUCAUCAGCCACGGAGGUCAGACCAUAACCUUUAAACCCCUAACCCUAACCCAUAACCCUAGUCCUACAAGAGGGUCAUCAGCCACGGAGGUCAGACCAUAACCUUUAACCCCUAACCCUAACCCAUAACCCUAGUCCUACAAGAGGGUCAUCAGCCGCGGAGGUCAGACCAUAACCUUUAACCCCUGACCCUAACCCAUAACCCUAACCCAUAACCCUAGUCCUACAAGAGGGUCAUCAGCCACGGAGGUCAGACCAUAACCUUUAACCCCUGACCCUAACCCAUAACCCUAGUCCUACAAGAGGGUCAUCAGCCGCGGAGGUCAGACCAUAACCUUUAACCCCUGACCCUAACCCAUAACCCUAGUCCUACAAGAGGGUCAUCAGCCACGGAGGUCAGACCAUAACCUUUAACCCCUGACCCUAACCCAUAACCCUAGUCCUACAAGAGGGUCAUCAGCCGCGGAGGUCAGACCAUAACCUUUAACCCCUGACCCUAACCCAUAACCCUAACCCAUAACCCUAGUCCUACAAGAGGGUCAUCAGCCGCGGAGGUCAGACCAUAACCUUUAACCCCUGACCCUAACCCCUGACCCUAGUCCUACAAGAGGGUCAUCAGCCGCGGAGGUCAGACCAUAACUUUAACCCCUGACCCUAACCCAUAACCCUAACCCAUAACCCUAGUCCUACAAGAGGGUCAUCAGCCACGGAGGUCAGACCAUAACCUUUAACCCCUGACCCUAACCCAUAACCCUAGUCCUACAAGAGGGUCAUCAGCCGCGGAGGUCAGACCAUAACUUUAACCCCUGACCCUAACCCAUAACCCUAACCCAUAACCCUAGUCCUACAAGAGGGUCAUCAGCCACGGAGGUCAGACCAUAACCUUUAACCCCUGACCCUAACCCAUAACCCUAGUCCUACAAGAGGGUCAUCAGCCGCGGAGGUCAGACCAUAACCUUUAACCCCUGACCCUAACCCAUAACCCUAGUCCUACAAGAGGGUCAUCAGCCACGGAGGUCAGACCAUAACCUUUAACCCCUGACCCUAACCCCUGACCCUAACCCAUAACCCUAGUCCUACAAGAGGGUCAUCAGCCACGGAGGUCAGACCAUAACCUUUAACCCCUGACCCUAACCCAUAACCCUAGUCCUACAAGAGGGUCAUCAGCCGCGGAGGUCAGACCAUAACCUUUAACCCCUGACCCUAACCCAUAACCCUAGUCCUACAAGAGGAUCAUCAACCACGGAGGUCAGACCAUAACCUUUAACCCCUGACCCUAACCCAUAACCCUAGUCCUACAAGAGGGUCAUCAGCCGCGGAGGUCAGACCAUAACCUUUAACCCCUGACCCUAAUCCAUAACCCUAACCCAUAACCCUAGUCCUACAAGAGGGUCAUCAGCCACGGAGGUCAGACCAUAACCUUUAACCCCUGACCCUAACCCAUAACCCUAGUCCUACAAGAGGGUCAUCAGCCACGGAGGUCAGACCAUAACCUUUAACCCCUGACCCUAACCCAUAACCCUAGUCCUACAAGAGGGUCAUCAGCCGCGGAGGUCAGACCAUAACCUUUAACCCCUGACCCUAACCCAUAACCCUAGUCCUACAAGAGGGUCAUCAGCCGCGGAGGUCAGACCAUAACCUUUAACCCCUGACCCUAACCCAUAACCCUAGUCCUACAAGAGGGUCAUCAGCCGCGGAGGUCAGACCAUAACCUUUAACCCCUGACCCUAACCCAUAACCCUAGUCCUACAAGAGGGUCAUCGGAUCAAUUAUAUAAAAAAAAUUUACAGUAACAAUGUCCCAUGCAGAGCAGGUUGUAUUGUGGCGUGUUUGAAACACUGUCAUGUUUUCCAGGUUACUAUGGAGACGGCCUGAAUGCCAUCAUAGUGUUUGCGGUGUGCUACAUGCCUGAGAGCAACCAACCCAACUACCGCUACAUCAUGGACAACCUCUUCAAGUGAGUACAAACCCUGGUGAAACGCCCAAAAUCCUAAUAUUGGGGAUAUUGACUUGCAUUGGUUUUUGGACACACAUGUGGCCAGGUCAUUUAUAUAUAUAUAUUUUUCACCUUUAUUUAACCAGGUAAGCCAGUUGAGAACAAGUUCUCAUUUACAACUGCGACCUGGCCAAGAUAAAGCAAAGCAGUGCGAUCAAAAACAACAACACAGAGUUACAUAUGGGGUAAAACAAAACAUAAAGUCAAAAAUACAAAAAGGAUUGAUGUCUUACCUUGUCCAUAGACUGCUUACAGGGAAAACAAGGUAUCUUUAUAAUUCUGGUGAACUAUCCUUUUAAGUCAGUCACUAAACAGCCUCUCCUCUCCUCUCCUCUCCUCUCCUCUCCUCCCUCUCCUCUCCUCUCCUCUCCUCUCCUCCCCUCUCCUCUCCUCUCCUCUCCUCUCCUCUCCUCUCCUCUCAUUGGAGCUGUUGGUAGCAGAGAGCUACGGUUGAAGUAGGAAGUUUACAUACACUUAGGUUGGAGUCAUUAAAACUCAUUUUUCAACCUCUCCACAAAUUUCUUGUUAACAAACUAUUGUUUUGGCAAGUUCGUUAGGACAUCUACUUUGUGCAUGACACAAGUAAUUUAUCCAACAAUUGUUUACAGACAUAUCACUUAUAAUUCACUGUAUCACAAUUCCAGUGGGUCAGAAGUUUACACAGUUGGAGGUGUACCUGUGGAUGUAUUUCAAGGCCUACCUUCAAACUCACUGCCUCUUUGCUUGACAUCAUGGGAAAAUCAAAAGAAAUCAACCAAGACCUCAGAAAAAAAAUUGUAGACCUCCACAAGUCUGGUUCAUCCUUGGGAGCAAUUUCCAAACGCCUGAAGGUACCACGUUCACCUGUACAAACAAUAGUACGCAAGUAUAAACACCAUGGGACCACGCAGCCGUCAUACCGCUCAGGAAGGAGACGCGUUCUGUCUCCUAGAGAUGAACGUACUUUGGUGCGAAAAGUGCAAAUCAAUCCCUGAACAACAGCAAAGGACAUUGUGAAGAUGCUGGAGGACACAGGGACAAAAGUAUCUAUAUCCACAGUAAAACGAGUCCUAUAUCGACAUAACCUGAAAGGCCGCUCAGCAAGGAAGAAGCCACUGCUCCAAAACCACCAUAAAAAAGCCAGACUACGGUUUGCAACUGCACAUGGGGACAAAGAUUGUACUUUUUGGAGAAAUGUCCUCUGGUCUGAUUAAACAAAAAUAGAACUGUUUGGCCAUAAUGACCAUCGUUAUGUUUGGAGGAAAAAGGGGGAUUCUUGCAAGCCGAAGAACACCAUCCCAACCGUGAAGCACGGGGGUGGCAGCAUCAUGCUGUGGGGGUAUUUUGCUGCAGGAGGGACUGGUGCACUUCACAAAAUAGAUGGCAUCAUGAGGAAGGGAAAUUAUGUGUAUAUAUUGAAGCAACAUCUCAAGACAUCAGUCAGGAAGUUAAAGCUUGGUCGCAAGUGGGUCUUCGAAAUGGACAAUGACAAAGCCCUGACCUCAAUCCUAUAGAAAAUGUGUGGGCAGAACUGAAAAAGCGUAUGCGAGCAAGGAGGCCUACAAACCUGACUCAGUUACACCAGCUCUGUCAGGAGGAAUGGGCCAAAAUUCACCCAAAUUAUUGUGGGAAGCUUGUGGAAGGCUACCCGAAACGUUUGACCCAAGUUAAACAAUUUAAAGCCAAUGAUACCAAAUACUAAUUGAGUGUAUGUAAACUUCUGACCCACUAGGAAUGUGACGAAAGAAAUAAAAGCUGAAAUAAAUAAUUCUCUCUACUAUUAUUAUGACAUUUCACAUUCUUAAAAUAAAGUGGUGAUCCUAACUGACCUAAGACAGGGAAUUCUUACUAGGAUUAAAUGUCAGGAAUUGUGAAAAACUGAGUUUAAAUGUAUUUGGCUAAGGUGUAUUUAAACUUCUGACUUCAACUGUAUAUGAAAGUGUAUCUGAACUAGGGUUUAAUAUUUUCCCGUAAUUUUACAAAUGUUCAAUCCCGAGAAUAAAUCACUUUUCUAUCGGGUGACAUGUUAUUUCCUGCCAAAACAGGAAGUGUCAUUCUAAAGCAUUUAAACCCAUCAGACAGAAUAAUUUGCCAUCUUAAGGUAUAUUACAAAUAACAUCUCAAAUGUUCUUAUUGCAUCUGUUAUAAUUAAUAAUUCAUUAGUCUGAAAAUAUAAUAGUCAUUCAAAAGCAAUAGUCAUGGACUGACUGGACGUGAUUGGUCCUCUGUUAAUUUAAUGUGUGAGGUGAUGAGAACUGCGUGAGCUAAUUACAACUCAAUAAAACGUAUCGUUUAUAUCCAGCUGAAACUGGUUCCUGCUGCUGAGGAGAGAGAGGGAGGGAAAGGAGCCUUGGCCUUGGCUACUGUUGAUUGGGAAGAUGGAGUCGUUUUUCAGUGAAGUAAAAGGAAAGUUAGAGAAGAAAGAGUAUCGUGAAAAGAAGCCGACCAGGGUAAUGUCCUCUGGGACUAGAGGCUAAUACCAGGGUAAUGUCCUCUGGGACUAGAGGCUAAUAACCAGGGUAAUGUCCUCUGGGACUAGAGGCUAAUAACCAGGGUAAUGUCCUCUGGGACUAGAGGCUAAUAACCAGGGUAAUGUCCCUGGGACUAGAGGCUAAAAACCAGGGUGGGUAAUGUCCUCUGGGGAUAGAGGCUAUAACAGGGUAAUUUCCUCUGGGACUAGAGGCUAAUAACCAGGGUAGGGGUAUGUCCUCUGGACUAGAGGCUAUAAACCAGGGUAAUCCUGUCCUAUGGGACUGGGCUAAAACAAGUGGUAAUGUCCUAUGGGACUAGAGGCUAAUACCCAGGGGUAAGGUCCUCUGGGACUCUAGGAGGCGUAAUAACCGGGUAAUGUCUCUGGGACUAGAGGCUAAAUAACCAGGGGAAUGUCUCUGGACUCUGGUAGAGCCUAAUUAACCCAGGUAUGUCCUCUGGACUUAGAGGCUAAGAACCAGGGUAAUUCCUCUGAGGGGACUAGAGGGCUAAAUACAAGGGUAAUGUCCCUGGGCCUAGAAAAGCUAAUACCCAGGGUAAUGUACUCGGGGACAGAAGGCUAAUAACCAGGGGUAAUGUCCUCUGGGAAUAGAGAGGCUAAUAACCAGGGGUAAUGUCCUAGGGGACAGAGGCUACAAGAGGCCUAAUAACCAGGGUUAAUGUCCUCUGGGAACAAGAGGCUAUAAACCGGGUAAUGUCCUCUGGCGGAUAGAGGCUAAAACCAGGGUGGUAAUGUUCCUCUGGGACUAGAGGCUAAUAACCAGCGGUAAUGUCCUCUGGGACAAGUUUUAAUAUUAUAGUGGACAAAGAUGAAAAGGUUGGCGCGGCCAAAUGGACUGUGUGCAACUCCUUAUUCAGGUUUAAUGGAAAUUUGCGAAGAUUUUAUGAAUUUUAGUAUUAGGAUCAUUUCAGGUAUCAUUAUGAUUAUUAUGGAUGAUAUUAUUUUCAUUAUUAUUAUAGGCCUAUUUAAGAAUCUAAACCUACUCUUAAAAUAUGCAAAAGGAGUUUUAUUUAAUUUUGUUGAGACAUUAUCGCUAAAUUACGUUCGAACUGUAAAUUUGUUGCUCCGUAUUUAGUUUAAUAUGGGUUAAAAGUAGGCCUGCUGUAAAAUAAAUAGCAUUAGCCUAUUGCCUUCAGUUGUUGGGUAGGCCUAUGGUAGGCACUGGCCUUUGUUGGUAAUAUAGGCAUAGCCUGUUAACUUUUGUGAAGGUUUAAACCAGUUAUUUAAAUAUGCAACAAGUGUUUUGUUUCAUUCUGUUGAGCCAUUUUCUUUGGCCAAAUUCAGUUCCAACUGUAAUGUGUUUACAGCAAUAGGUAAGGGUUAGGGUUAGGGUUAAGGGUUAGGGUUAGGGUUAGGGUUAGGUUAGGUUAGGGUUAGGGUUAGGGUUAGGUUAGUCUAUAUAAGGGCUACUCACACUCAAACCAUGAAAGGAAAACCAAAGAGGGUGCGACGCAAAACUUUAAUGCCGCAAGAUUAAUAACCUGUUAGUAUUUUUCCUAUAAAGAAUAACUUGACUUACUUUUGAUGUUACCCUUAUAAAGUUAAGACACUUUUGUCAAAGUUUGGUGUGGAAUGGAUAUUAUCAGGCUUAGCUUCUACAGGUCUAUGACUCCCACAGUUGGACUGGAGGCGAGGAAGAUUGUUUUGGCCAACCAGAGUUACUCCUUUAAUCUAACAAUAUAAUGAUUAUCUUUUAUAAAAAAUAUUCUGAUAGAAAAUGAACAAAUUAGCCUCCUUCUGUAGGUCAAUAUCUGUAUAGCAGUAGUAGCCUCUCUGUCGGUGUUGGGAACAUGGCACCGUUCAUAUCUCUCUCUCUCUCUCCGUCUCUCUAGGCCUAAGCUUCUCUUCCAUUAUAUAUAUUUGUUAAAUAUAUCAUACAGUGGACACCUAGGCCUAUAUUCAUUCAAUGACCUGAUGCAUUUAACACUCACAUCUCCGACAGCUGAAUCGAGGUGGACAGUUAUCUCUCUAACCCUAAAACCCUAAAAAAGAAAAAAAGAAACGAGAAGAGAGAGAAAAACAGAAACAGAAAACAAGAAAAAGAAAAAGAAAAGAGAGAGAGAAAAUAACAAAGAAACGAGAGAGAGAAAAAAAAAGAAAGAGAGAUAGCAGAGAAAAAAAAAGAAAAAAGAUGAGAGAAAAAAGAAAAAGAAAAGCCGAGAGAAACAAAGACAGAAAAGAAAAAGAGAGAGAAAAGAAAAAAGAAAACAAGGCAACAAAGUAAGAGAGAGAAAGAAACCGAAAAAAAGGAGAGAGAACAAUAAGAAAAAGAAAAAAGAGAGCGAACAAAGAAAUAUAAGGAAAAAAAGAAAAGAGAGAGGAGAAAAAGAAAAGAAAAUAGAAAGAAAAGGAGAGACGGGCAGAAAAGAAACACGAAAAACGAAAAAGAAAAAUAAAGAGCGACGCCCCCAACCUUAUUACUGGAUUUCUGAGCGCGUUCGAAACGACCCGCACCGCGCGCGGACCGAACCCGCACCGCGCGCGGCGGCGAACCACAACCCGGCACCCGGCGCCGAACCGAAACCCGCACCGCGCGCGCGAAACGAAACCCGCACCCCGCGCGCGACCCCAAACUAGCACCCCGCACCGCGCGCGCGACCGAACCCGCACCCCCGCGCGCGAAACCGACACCGCACCCCGCGCGCGAACAGCAACCCGCACCGCUCGCGCGAACCGACCCGCACCGCGCGCGCGAACCGAAACCCGCACCCCUCAACCGCUCUCUCUAACCAACACGCACCUCGCUCUCUAACCUAACCGCACCUCUAUCUGUAACCGAACCCUCACCCUCCCGUCUCAACCUAACCCUCGCCUGCUCGCGACGAAACCCUCACCUCUCUCUAACCAACCCUCACCUCGCGCGCGAAACCGAACCCGCACCCAGCGCGCGAACCGUAAACCCGCACCGCGCGCGCGAACCGAAACCCGCACCGCGCGCGCGAACCGAACCGAGCGCCGCGCGCAAAAACCCCGAAACCCGCACCGCGCCGAACCGAACCGUACCGCGCGCGCGCGAACCAACCGCACCGCGCGCGAACCGAACCCUCACCCGCGCGCGUAACCGAACCCGCACCGUCGCGCGCGGCGAACCCCCAACAAUCACGCGCGAGAGAACGAAUCCCUCACCGCGGCUCGAACCUAACCCGCACCCCGCGGCGAACCCACCCUCACCGCGCGCUCUACCGAACCCUCACCGCUCUCUCGAAACCGAAAACCUCCCUCGCUCUAACCGGAACGAAGCGCAGCGCCGCGAACCGAACCCGAACCCGCGCGCGAACGAACCCGGGAACCGCGCGAUGCGAACCAACCCUGCACCCCGCACCUGCGCGCGCGACCGAACCGUAGAACCCAGGCGCGCGAACAGAACCCGCAACGCGAGCGCGAACCCGAACCCGCACCGGGGCCGCGCGCGCUGAAACCGAACCGCACCGCGCGACGAACACGAACCCGCACCCCGGCGCGGAAUCGACCGAACCCCACCCCGCGCGCGAAUCCGACCCGCACCCCGCGCGCGAGAACCGAACACGCGCGCCGCGCGCGAACCGAAACCGCCCCCGCGCGCGAAACGAACCCCGCACCCCCGCGCGCGCGAACGAACCCCGAACCGCGCGCGCGAACCGACCCGCCCCCCGCGCGCGCGAAACCCUGACCCAGGCACGCGCACGCGCGAACCAACCCGCACACCCUCGCGAGCGAACCGAACCGCACCCCCGCGCGGAACGAACCCGCACAGCGCGCUAGAACCGAACCCGCACCCCGCGCGCGCACCCAACCCGCACCGCGCAGCGAACCGAACCGCACCGCGCGCGCGAACCCAACCCGCACCGCGCGGAGCGCACCGACCCGUCACACCUCGCUCGAAACUAACCCUGCACCCUUCGCUCGACCGAACCUCUCGCCGCUCGCGAACCGAACCCCCGCACGCGCGCGCGCGAACCGAACCCGAACCCCGCGCGAGAACCGAAACCCGAACCCCGCCGCGAACCGAACCGCACCCCGCGCGGAACCCAACCCGCAAGCGCGCGCGAACCGAACCCGGCACGCGCGCGCGAAACGCCGAUACCCGGAACCCCGCGCGCGCAACCGAACCGGACCCGCCCGCGCGCGCAACCCCAACCCGCACCGCGCGCGCGAACCGAACCCGCACCGCGCGCGCGAACCGAACCCGCACCGCGCGCGCGGAACCAACCCGGCACCGCGCGCGUAACCAACCCGCACCGCGCGCGCGAUACCGAACCCGCUAACGCGCGCGCGAACCGAACCCAACCCGCACCGCGCGCGCGAACCGAAACCGCACCGCGAGCGCGAACCGAACCGAACAUGCGCCGCGCGAACCCAACCGCACCGCGCGCGCGAACCGAAACCCGCACCCCGCGCGCGAACCGAACCCGCACCCCGCGCGCGACCGACCGAACCCCGGCGCGAACCGAACCAGCACCGCGCGAGGCGACCGCUACCCGCAACCCGCGCGCGAACGGAACCCGCACCGGGCGCGGAGAACAAACACGCAACGCGCGCGCGAACCGAACCCGUAAAGCGGAGCGCGAACCGAACCGCACCGCGCGCGCGCGAAACCCAACCGCACCCGCGCGCGAACCGAACCCGCACCGCGCGCGCGAACCAAAACCCGCACCCCGCGCGCGCGAACCGACCACGCACCGCGAGCGCGAACAGAACCCGGCACCGGCCGCGCUAACGAACCGAGCCGAGCGCGAACAGCACCCGCACCGCGCGCGUCGAAACGAACCCGCCACCGCGCGCGCGAAACCGAACCCGCACGCGCGCGCGAACCUGAGCCCGCACCGCGCGCGCGAACCUGGAACCCGCACCGCGCGCGGAUACCGAACCCGCACCGCGCGCGCGAACCGAACCCGGCACCGCGCGCGCGAACCGACCCCAACCGCGCGCGCGAACCGAAACCCGCACCGCGCGAGCGAACGAACCCGCACCCCGCGCGAACAGGAAACCCGACCCGCGCGCGAAACGAACCCGCACCCCGCGCGCGAAACUGAACCCGCAACCCGCGCGCGAAUCCGAACUAGCACCGAGCGCGCGAAACCGAACCCGCACGCGCGCGCGCGAACCAAAACGACCCGCGCGAGAACCGAACCGCGCACCGCGCGCGCAACCGAACCUACCCCUCUCUAUAAACCUAACCCCUCACCUCUCUCUCUAACCUAACGCUCACCCCUGUCGGUUGUGUGUUAUCAGGUAUGUGAUCGGCACUUUAGAGCUCUUGGUAGCAGAGAACUAUAUGAUAGUGUAUCUGAACGGAGCCACGUCCAGGAAGAAGAUGCCCAGUGUGGGCUGGCUCAGGAAGGGCUACCAGCAGAUCAACCGC